Molecule: messenger RNA, 3227 nt
Organism: Dufourea novaeangliae
Lineage: Eukaryota; Metazoa; Arthropoda; Insecta; Hymenoptera; Halictidae
Gene: Cul3
Product: cullin-3-A
Exons: 14
Coding region: 791-3151 (786 amino acids)
Biological process (GO): ubiquitin-dependent protein catabolic process; protein ubiquitination
Cellular component (GO): Cul3-RING ubiquitin ligase complex
Molecular function (GO): ubiquitin protein ligase binding
Source: RefSeq, a predicted model, not a curated record
UGCUAUAAUUGCAGCAGUGUUCGUGAUUCAUGCGCGUGGAACGUGUCGUUGUGACUGAUACACAAAUCGUCUUUCGAAAAUCGUAACCGUGUAGGAUGGAAGUUCGCGUUUUCACGAUCUAAAUCGCAUUAUGCCUCGAGAGACAUGAUGGAAACGCAUCGACGAUUACGUUAACGUGUUUAACGACCGCCAACAUUUAAGUGUGUUACUUCUUUUCUUUCUCGGAAUUGUGACAUAGAAUUCGUGUUUGUUGACAGGUGUGUGCGUAUAUCUUUAAUUCCUUUCUGUUAAUCUAUCUAGUUUCGUCUUUGUUCGAUCUUGCCACCCAUUUGCCCUAUUACCGUCACCUUUCAACCCUAAGCGACUUAUCCUCCAUUUUCAUACGCCGGGUAAAAAAGAGUGUACCUCUUUACCCUCUACAUUCCCCACCACCCUUUGCUCCCUUGGGUUAGUCUGUCUCUCUCCCUCCCCCUCUCUUUGUCUCUUUCUCCGAGCCUCUCAUUUUCUCCCCCUCUUUCAGGACAUCGUUGAUUUUUCUUUCUUUUAUUAAAUGUGCACGAUAACAAGACAAUUUUUGGCUCCCUUGCACACGGUGAAUGUGAAUGAGUGAUCGUUGGUUUCGCGCGGUGGCCGAUCAUCAUCGGCUGAUCUGCCUCUGAAAAGCGGAUGAACGUGAAUGCUUCCUACGUUUAACUGGUGUCAAUGUGCACACAGUGUAACGUUAUCGUAGCAUCGGCCGUCAGCAAACAUUUUUAAAAGGGAUCCCCGUGUCCGGAAAGGAAAAUUCGACAUGAUGAAGGGCAGCUCUAUGCUCAAGAAAGAGAGCAAAAUGCGCAUACGUGCUUUCCCGAUGACUAUGGAUGAAAAGUAUGUAGAAAGUAUCUGGUCCCUAUUAAAAAAUGCGAUUCAGGAGAUUCAAAAGAAAAACAACUCUGGGCUCAGUUUUGAAGAACUUUAUCGCAAUGCUUAUACUAUGGUACUUCACAAAUAUGGGGACCGCUUAUAUACGGGUCUAAAGGAAGUAGUAACACAUCACCUUGAAAACAAAGUACGGGAAGAUGUAUUAAGGUCUCUACAUAAUAAUUUUCUUCAAACGUUAAAUCAAGCUUGGAACGACCACCAAACAUCAAUGGUGAUGAUUAGAGAUAUUUUGAUGUAUAUGGAUAGAGUGUAUGUGCAACAGAAUGACGUAGAUAAUGUGUAUAAUUUGGGACUUAUCAUAUUUAGAGAUCAGGUGGUCCGAUAUGGAUGUGUUAGAGAUCAUUUAAGAGAAACUUUACUAGAUAUGGUAGGAAGAGAAAGGAGGGGAGAAGUAGUAGAUCGCAUCGCGAUAAAAAAUGCCUGCCAAAUGUUAAUGUUACUCGGCAUUAACAGUCGUCAAGUUUACGAAGAAGAUUUUGAAAGACCCUUUUUACAACAGAGUGCUGAAUUUUAUAGAAUGGAAUCUCAGAAAUUCUUGGCAGAAAAUAGUGCGUCGGUAUAUAUAAAAAAAGUCGAGGCUAGAAUCUGCGAAGAAUCAGAAAGAGCGAAGCAUUAUUUAGACGAAUCUACUGAGCCACGAAUAGUAGAAGUUUUAGAAGAAGAAUUAAUUAAAAUUCAUAUGAAGACUAUUGUUGAGAUGGAAAACAGUGGUGUAGUUCACAUGCUUAAAAACCAAAAAACUGAAGAUCUUGGUUGCAUGUACAAAUUAGUUUCCAGAGUUUCGGACGGGCUGCGUACAGUGUGCGAUUGCGUUUCACAAUUUCUCAAAGAGCAAGGACGUGCCAUGGUUCAGGAAGAACACGAGUCGACAACGAACGCUGUUCUUUUCAUUCAGAAUUUGUUGGAUUUGAAAGACCGUUUCGAUCAUUUCCUUCACUACUCGUUCAAUAAUGAUAAGAACUAUAAGCAAAUGAUUGCGUCCGACUUCGAAUAUUUCCUGAAUUUAAAUACAAAGAGUCCAGAGUACCUCUCACUCUUCAUCGACGACAAGCUGAAGAAGGGUGUUAAAGGGAUGACAGAACAGGAAAUUGAAGGUAUUCUGGACAAAACUAUGGUUCUAUUCCGGUUUCUUCAAGAGAAAGACGUGUUUGAACGGUACUAUAAGCAACACUUAGCGAAACGCCUUCUGUUAAAUAAGUCUGUGUCCGAUGACAGUGAAAAGAACAUGAUAUCUAAACUUAAGACUGAAUGUGGAUGCCAGUUCACGUCCAAAUUAGAGGGAAUGUUCAAAGACAUAACAGUCAGUAACACUAUUAUGGAUGAAUUUAAGGAUCACGUUCUUACAUCUAACACAAACUUACAUGGUGUCGACAUAAGUGUUAGGGUCUUGACGACCGGUUUCUGGCCAACGCAAUCCGCAACUCCGAAAUGCAGUAUGCCGUCUGCACCGCGAGAUGCUUUCGAUGCCUUCCGACGUUUCUAUCUCGCGAAACACAGUGGUCGACAGUUGACAUUACAGCCACAAUUAGGAUCAGCAGAUUUGAAUGCCAUAUUUCAUGGGCCACGAAGAGAAGAGAGUAGUUGCGUUGGUCUCGACACUCCGUCGUCCUCCAGUUCGAUUGGUAACGGAAGUGGUAGUGCUAACGGUAGUUUGUUAAGCCAGCGCAGCAGCAGUUGCGGAAACACGAGGAAACACAUAAUACAAGUGUCGACUUAUCAAAUGUGUGUCUUAAUGCUCUUUAACAAAAGAGAUAAAUUAACAUAUGAGGAAAUUCAAGGUGAAACCGAUAUUCCAGAAAGAGACUUGGUUAGAGCAUUGCAGAGUCUCGCGAUGGGUAAAGCUACGCAAAGAGUGUUACUGAAGCAUCCUCGUACAAAGGAAAUAGAACCUACGCAUUAUUUCUGCGUGAAUGACAGUUUUACCAGUAAACUGCACAGAGUGAAGAUACAAACAGUGGCGGCGAAAGGUGAAUCAGAACCAGAGAGAAGGGAGACACGUAACAAAGUCGAUGAAGACAGGAAACAUGAGAUAGAAGCGGCUAUCGUUCGUAUUAUGAAAGACCGGAAACGCAUGCCUCAUAACAUACUUGUAACAGAAGUAACAGAGCAACUAAGAGGACGAUUCUUGCCUUCGCCCGUAAUUAUUAAAAAACGUAUAGAAGGUUUAAUUGAACGUGAAUAUUUGGCACGCACGCCAGAAGAUAGAAAGGUAUAUACGUACGUUGCUUAAUGCUCGAACUCAAAUGUUGGAUCUGUACAAACAUUAUGCCAAAAGUGGAAUCUACGAAUCUGUAACAGAUGCGGAG